AUGAGAAAGAAAUUAUAAACGAAAUUUACAUGCAAUACAUCUUUUAGCAAAAAAGGUAUACGUUUUAUAUUGCAAUUUACCAAAUGUUAUAUACUUUUCAGUUCAUAACAGGUAAAUUUCGCUUACUUCAAAACAUUUCAAAAACUGUCUACGGACUAAGAAGCAGGCCUAUGUCGAAAUCAAAUGAUCUAUUUUAUGGAUCUUGUGAAAGCUAUAAAGGAGAAAAGUUAAUAUACCCAGCGGCAACUAGGAAUCAAGAACCUAUAUUGCAGGUUUUAAAGAGGUUUAUAAUUAGUGAAACAGACAUCAUAAAUGAUGAGAGUCCCACUUUUGUUGAAAUAUCCUCAGGAUCUGGCCAGCACUUGGCACAUUUUGCUCCACAUUUCCCGGGUGUUAAAUUUCAACCGAGUGAAGUUGAUGAAAAUUUGUUUGGAAGUAUAUCAAUAUAUGCCACACAUUGCCCAACAAAAAAUAUUUUACAGCCAAUAUUGCUUGACAUAAGAAACAAGUUGUCAUGCUAUGGGUUUGAAGAAAAUAGCAUUGAUUAUAUGUACAAUGCCAACAUGAUGCAUAUAACACCUUUUGAAUGCACUUUAGGAUUGUUUGAAAAUGCUGGGAAAUAUUUGAAGUCAGAGGCUCUUAUGAUAACUUAUGGUCCUUAUAGUAAAGAUGGGAUAAUAACACCUCAGAGCAAUAUUGACUUUGAUAUUUCUCUCAAACAGAGAGAUCCACUUUGGGGUCUAAGAGACAUUAAUGAUUUAGUUAGAAUAGGAGAAGAAAAUAAUCUGUCUUUAAUAGAUACAAUAGAAAUGCCAUCAAAUAAUAAGACAUUAAUAUGGAAAAAGGACUGAAAUAUUGCAUAAUUAAAAUGUUUAAUAUGCAAUUAAACAAUUUAUUAUAAUCACAGUAUUUUUUUAU
This is a messenger RNA of Papilio machaon (common yellow swallowtail), 918 nucleotides long. Its product is annotated as methyltransferase-like 26. The coding region runs from base 84 to 851 and encodes 255 amino acids. The transcript has 2 exons. The record is from RefSeq and is a predicted model, not a curated record. NCBI's taxonomy places the organism in Eukaryota, Metazoa, Arthropoda, Insecta, Lepidoptera, Papilionidae.